Molecule: messenger RNA, 1453 nt
Organism: Cuscuta campestris
Lineage: Eukaryota; Viridiplantae; Streptophyta; Magnoliopsida; Solanales; Convolvulaceae
Source: the annotation of a GenBank genome assembly
CACGGCUGUAAAAAACAAAUUAUCUUCAUGAAAGUAUUUUCUGUUGAGAAAUCAACUUUCCUUUAAUGCCCCUCCACAAAUAUAUACUCCGUGUAAAUCCCACACUAUCCUCCUCCGCAUUCGUCCCGACGUCGUCCUAAUUUCAACCCCACCACCAUCUCUUGCUCCCUAACUACCUCCGGCGUCCAAAUUCGGCAAUCGCAAUCACCGAUGCCGAUGGAAGCGCCACCGCAGCCCGCCGUUCCUCCUACGAAUUACUGGGGCGAAACGCCGGCGGAGGAGUCUACGCCUCCCGCGGAGUGCGCAACACGCAGUCGUACUUCGAUUCUCCCGGCGGGAGGCUGUUCACGCAGUCGUUCCUGCCGGCGGAGGCGAUCCGGGAGGUGAAGGGGACGGUUUUCAUGACGCACGGCUACGGAUCGGACACCGGGUGGUGCUUCCAGGAGAUCUGCAUAAACUACGCGUCGUGGGGGUACGCCGUGUUCGCCGCCGAUCUGCUCGGACACGGCCGCUCCGACGGGAUCCGGUGCUACAUGGGGGAGAUGGAGAAGGUGGCGUCGGCUUCUCUGAGCUUUUUUAGGAGCGUUAGGUGCGGGGAAGAGUAUAAGAACCUGCCGGCGUUUCUGUUCGGGGAAUCCAUGGGUGGGCUCGUCACCAUGCUCAUGUACCUCCAAUCAGAGCCUGACACGUGGACUGGACUGAUUUUCUCCGCCCCGCUUUUUGUCAUACCCGAGUCCAUGAAGCCCUCCAAGCCACACUUGUUCAUGUACGGGCUAUUAUUUGGGCUGGCGGACACAUGGGCCGCAAUGCCGGACAACAAAUUGGUGGGCAAAGCCAUACGCGAUCCGAAGAAGCUAAAAGUGAUCGCCGGGAACCCAAGAAGGUACACCGGAAAGCCCAGAGUGGGGACGAUGAGGGAGAUCGCGCGGCAAACGGAUUACGUCCAGAACAACUUCCACCGAGUUACAGCGCCGUUUCUGACCCUCCACGGCACCGCUGACGGCGUCACGUGCCCGUCCGGCUCCGAGAUGCUGUACAACAAAGCUAGCAGCGUGGACAAGUCGCUGAAGCUGUACGAUGGGCUUUAUCAUUCGCUGGUGCAGGGUGAGCCCGAUGAGGACGCGGCCCGGGUUUUGGCUGAUAUGCGGGCCUGGAUUGACGAGAAGGCCCAGAAAUAUGUUCCCGUCUUAAAUGGCACUGUUUGAGCAUUUGCGCGAAUAUCCCUUCUCGAUAUAUUCUAAAAAUGUUUUGUGCUCGUGUAUUUGUCCAGUUUAAUAUUUAUCAAUAAAUUAAAUUUAGCUUUGAUUAUUAGUCUUAUACAAAAUUAUAUUACAUGGAUACCAACAUUGCAUACAUAUGAUGAAGCUAAUAUUUGUAUUAUGUGUAGAGUGUUGUAUAAUUUAGUAUAGUUUUAAAAAUUGGAGCAUUAUUGUAAAAAAUACUUCAAAAUUUU